Triplophysa rosa is the source of this 2552-nucleotide messenger RNA. RefSeq names its product solute carrier family 66 member 1 (gene slc66a1). NCBI's taxonomy places the organism in Eukaryota, Metazoa, Chordata, Actinopteri, Cypriniformes, Nemacheilidae. The coding region runs from base 533 to 1450 and encodes 305 amino acids. The transcript has 9 exons. The record is from RefSeq and is a predicted model, not a curated record.
ACCUUCCUGCAAAAAGAACUCAAGGGGAGGGGUCGGAGAGAACGUGAACAACCUGGGGAAAGGUGUUUUUUGCGCAGUAUGAGCUUAAAGGUCUAAUUUUAUGGUACAAUAGAAAUCGUAUUUAAUUUUUGAUCGAACAUAAGUUGUUUCCUUGUUACCUUAGCCAUCGUUUUUUAUGAUUUAACGGCUUUCCCCAACUUAGUAGACAGGACUUGGUCUCGUAUGUCUGAAGGAGUUGCAAAUAUGACCGCCAAGGGAAGACUUCACUAAAUGGACUUUGGCCUUUUAUACCGGUUCGUUUCGAUUGUGUGGUGACUUGAAUUGACUUGCUUAUGUCACACGUGUCUAGACGUCAUGUUUUUGCUGAAUAGUCAUUUCGGAGUCAGAUGAGAAGAUCAGCUGACCUUACAGUCACGCCAACUUGAGCUGCGGUGUUCUGGAGGUGAGAAAGCAAUUCUGAAGGAAACUGUGGACAAAAAUCGACAAACCCGUGUACUGUUGACUAGACCAAUUGAAGAUCCACACUACAGCGAUGUCUGAUGGCGUGUUUAAGCUCCGUAAGGACGGGAACUUAAGCUCUCUGUGCCCGAACGGGUCCGAGUGGGUUUGGGACGGGCUGGGUGAAUGUGCUCAGGACGCCAGAGACGUGGCCAGUGUUAUUCUCGGCCUGCUGUCUAUAGUUUGCUUCAUGGUGUCCUCAGUACCGCAAUACUACAGUUCCUGCAAGACGGGGAAUAUGGACAGCGCUUUGUCCAUUUGGUUUCUUUUACUGUGGCUGGGGGGUGACUUGUGCAAUCUGGUGGGAUCGUUUUUGGCCGAUCAGCUUCCACUGCAGACGUACACUGCUAUAUACUACGUCUUGGCAGACUUGCUAAUGCUGUCGUUGUACUUGUACUACAAACUAAAGAACAAAGGAGGAAGGAACAGAGAUGGUGCGCUGCUGAAUACGGUCAGUGUGCUGUGUCUUCUGGGAAUCUCCACUUCCAUCCUCAGCUUUUCUCAUUCAGCUGUUGAUGAUCAGAUGCCCAUGGGGUUCAAGGGGCGAGCGUUGCUGGCCAUAGAGGAAAAAAAGAGUUCAGUGCAGCCUUUUACAACAAAGGAAAUUAUAGGCUUCACUAUUGGCUCUGUGUCAUCAGUACUGUAUCUGUGCUCCAGACUGCCACAGAUUUACACCAAUUUACGAAGGAAGUCGACAGAGGGCGUGUCGUUUUUCUUGUUCGCGCUGGUGAUUCUGGGAAACACUACAUAUGGCGUAAGUGUACUGCUGAAGAACCCGGAUCGGGGUCAGGGAGAGACCAGUUACAUCGUGCACCACCUCCCCUGGCUCAUCGGCAGCCUGGGGACGCUGUCACUUGACCUUAUAAUAUCCGUACAGUUUAUGACAUACGGCAAAUCCUCUCAGCAUUCCACAGGUACAGGUGAAGAGACUGCUGCUCUCCUGCGUAACUGAAUCAGAUUGGUGGAGAUGCUUGAUUUUUUUUUUUCGGUCGGGCAUCUCAAGUAUUUGAUUAGUUUUAUUUAUUUCUGGUUUUAUCCAUUGGUUUUAUACCUCCUAGUCGAUGUUCAAAGGUUUUUGUCUGAUGGGAAAAUAUUUGCUUAAAAUGUUUGCACCAAAGGGACUCACUUUUGCUACAUUUGUACUGUACUUUAAUAUGUUUUUUGUAAAGCAUGCAAUCAUGUGAAAUGUGUUUUGUUCUUAAUGGAACUGAAUGCUUUGACGGGUCUAGCAGUCUGUAAGUAUUAGUGGGGAGAAAGAAUUGUAAAAAUAAUCCGACUUCUGUUUACUGUAAUGUUAAUAGGGUGUUAUCAUAUAAAUAUGAUCUUGGCAUUGAUUUUUUUUAAUCUGUAUAUUGUUAGAUGUAUGGCCUGAAAGCAGUAGUUCACCUACAAAAUGACAUUUCAAACCUGUAUGACUUUCUUUCUUCCGCAGAACACAAAAGAAGAUAUUUAGAAAAAUGUUGGUAACCGAACAGCACAGCCCCCCAUUCACUUCUGUUGUGACCAGUUAACAACAUCUUCAAAAUAUCUUCUUUUGUGUUCUGCGGAAUAAAGAAAGUCAUACAGGUUUGAAAUGACAAGAGGGGUGAGUAAUUGAUGACAGAAUGAUCAUUUUGAAGGUGAACUACACCUUUAACUUGAAUCAUAACUGCACCUGUCAGUCAGUUGUAACUUCUUUUAUUGAAGUUCUUUUAUUUUAUUUUCACCUGUUUCCUUGUUCUGUCAUCGCACAACAUUCACUAAAGUUUAUUUUGUGACCAAACGUGUUUGAACCGUUCUGUUUGUUUACUUCAUCGUAUUCUUGAUGACGUUUGGUUUUGAUUUAAAGAAGAGAUGGUUUGCAUUCGGUUGCAUUGGGAAUUGAUCAGUUUACAAAGGGUGGGUGUUUCACACUAAAAUGGAGUCACGUCACGAUGAAUAGUUGCGGAUCUGGGAGAUGUUGAGGAUUCUGUGUUCACUAUUGGCAAGGUUAUAUAAAGACUGCUUUACCUGCCACGACUAGAUUAGGCUAUUGAUGAAAAAUAACCAGUAGUCCAUAGAUGGUGUCAGCAGAA